GCAGCAGAGGCUUGCCCAUGUGUCGUUGCGCCACAUAGACGCUCUUUGUGGGCUGCUCUGCACCGGGAGGGACAGGUGGUGCAUGUGCGAACGCUGUGACCAGUAAAGGAGGGUACGGACACACGCCAACCCCUGAGACAGUUGUCUUGUGGAUGUCGGGAACAUUAUUUUUUUUUAUUAUUGUUUGCCAGAGACAGGUGCGACAGGAAUGGACACUUCCCAAAACCCAACACGGGAUCUGAUAACGCACUAGGUCGAGCUCGGAUACUUGGUACCAAGUCGGACCCAGACAAUUGAGUCACAUUGCUGUUGCCUCUUUUUUCCCUUCUCCCCCGGUAAUCAGAGGCGCUCCCGAUGACGUAGCGUUUCUUCCCACAGAAGCGAUUUCCACACAGAAACUCAGUCGGACUGCAGCUGUGCAGAUUCCAUAGUCGUGUUGCGAUGGCAGCAGAGGUCUCCCGCUCCAUCUUCCUGAUGUGUUGGUUCCUCCGAACUGCCAGCCUAGCGUUCCCAGAGGAACCUGGACCCCUGAACUUCAUCCCCACUGAAGUGGUGAGAAGAUACCCCGUGUUUCUGGGCCGACCGCACCGAACGUGGCUGAGGCAAGAGCCGCUGCACAUCCAGAGGAUCAUCCAGGUCAACCGGACGCUCUACAUCGGUGCCAGGGAUGAUCUUUUCCGUGUGGAGUUGGACAACAGUGCAGGAGACGAGAUGUUUUACAGCAAGAAAAGAACAUGGGAGUCGAACAAAAAUGACAUCAGGAUCUGCAGGAUGAAGGGCAAGCAUGAGGACGAAUGCCGCAACUUUAUCAAAGUGCUGCUCAGCAGACAGGGAGGCCUGUUUCUGUGCGGCACCAAUGCCUUCAACCCGCUCUGUGCCAACUACACCGGCGAUACUCUGGAGAUGAUAGGAGACCCGGUCAAUGGAAUGGCAAGGUGCCCUUAUGACCCCAAACACGCCAACGUUGCUCUGUUUGCCGAGGGGAAUCUGUUUACAGCCACGGUUACAGACUUCUUGGCCAUUGAUGCGGUGAUAUAUCGUAGCCUCGGGGACAGCCCCGCUCUGCGCACCAUCAAGCACGACUCCAAGUGGUUCAGAGAGCCGUACUUUGUGAGCGCCGUGGAGUGGGGACCUCACAUCUACUUCUUCUUCAGAGAGAUAGCCAUGGAGUUCAACUACUUGGAAAAGGUGGUGGUGUCGCGCGUUGCCCGCGUCUGCAAACGGGAUCAGGGCGGCUCGCAGCGUGUCCUGGAGAAGCAGUGGACGUCGUUCCUUAAGGCGCGGCUCAACUGCUCCAUACCUGGAGAUUCCCACUUCUAUUUCAACCUGCUGCACUCCACCAGCCCAGUCAUCAGGAUGCACGGCAGGGACAUCAUCCUCGGCGUGUUCUCCACACCGGCGAACAGCAUACCGGGUUCGGCUGUGUGCGCCUUUGACAUGGAGCAGCUGGCUGCCGUGUUUGAUGGAAGGUUUAAGGAGCAGAAAUCUCCAGAGUCUAUUUGGACGCCUGUUCCAGAUGAACUCAUCCCAAAGCCAAGACCUGGUGGCUGUGCUGUUCAAGGAUCCAAGUUUAAUUCCUCCAACUCGUUCCCGGAUGAGAUGCUGAACUUCGUCAAGACACACCCUCUGAUGGAUGAAGCCGUUCCAUCACUCGGACAAAGACCUUGGAUUGUCAGAACCAUGGUCAGGUACCAGCUGAAUAAGAUAGUGGUGGAUACAGAGGCUGGGCCGUAUAGAAACCGCACCGUCCUCUUCCUCGGGUCAAGCAGAGGAACCAUCCUCAAGUUUCUCAUCAUGCCAAACCAAGACAACACGGUGACCAGCAGCAACAUCUUUCUGGAGGAGCUGGAAGGAUUUAACCCUGACAAGUGUGCCGAGGACUCUACGCAAGCCAGGCAGCUGUUGUCCCUCACUCUGGACCGGGCGAGCCACACGCUGCUUCUCGCUUUUCCCUCCUGUGUGGUCAGAGUGCCGGUGGCCCGAUGCCAGCUCUACUCCCGCUGCAUGAAGAACUGCAUCGCCUCCAGGGACCCGUACUGUGGCUGGACCAGAGGAAGCACCUGCUCCUUCCUCAGACCUGGAACCAGACUGCCAUUCGAGCAAGAUGUUGAACACGGCAACGUGGCCCACUUGGGUGACUGCGACGGAAUGCUGUUUCAGGAGAGUUUCAUCGAUGAGCCCGACGGCCUGGUGUCGGUCAACCUGCUGGUGGUGUCCGCCGUUUCGGCCUUCUCCACUGGAGCCAUCCUCUCUGGUCUCACCGUCUGCUGGAUCAUGAGCCACCGCCACAGGAGCUCCCGCGGCUCCGGGGCCAAUGGCGCCCGACGCAAAAAUGACAAAGAGCAGAGCAUGCUGGGUCAGGGUCGCAGCGGGUCGGUGAUGAGCGUCACCAGAACCAGCGGAGGCGAGCGACGGCGCUCGCAGCCGGACGGCCUGUUCGUGAUGCCCAACGGUUGGCCCAAAGGGGAGAUGGAUCCGGGUUUGCUGCCAACCCCCGAGCAGACCCCGCUGCAGCAGAAACGAGUCAUGCGUCUCCCAGACUCCGACUGGGACCAGAGCCAGACCUUCCUUACCUCCGUGGGGAACCCCUGUCCCAACAACGCCGUCAUCUACCUGAGCUCCAAGUUUCUGCAUGGAGGCGGCGGAGGAGGGGGUUUGGUGCGGAUAGAGGAUCCCGGCGAGGUGGUGCUGCCCCCACACUCGGACCGCCAGCGUUACCUCAUCCUCGCUACGCAAAGAGGGGAGUACGGAGACGGCCGUCCCACCGGCAGCCUGAGGAACUCAGCAGGGGAGUACAUCUACCCUGCCACGCCACAAGAGUCUCCCGAUCGCCGUAGGGUGGUCUCCGCUCCCACCCCACACGCGGACUACGGAGAGCCUCGCUGGAGUCACGAGGCGCUCAACUACAACAGCAACAAUGGCAUGCCCUAUUACGCUCAGCGCCAGGGUCUUAUCAGGCCAGACAUGAAUGGCCCUCGAGGUCUGGGAGACCUGGCUGAAUUCAGCCACCUUCUGGGGAAGAACAUGGGAGAGCACGCCCCCAGUGGCCAAUGAGUUUGUUGCCGGGUUAGCGUCGGUGCUGAGCCCUCUAAAAAAAAAAAAAAAAACAUUCCUGCCAAAAGAAAACUGGAAAACAUCAACCCUUCAGACUCACUGUCCUGAUCCGACCUUAUCCUUUCUGUCCUCUCAUGUAAUGUUCUGACGUCUUUCGGCAAACUGUAGAGAGAGACGGAGAGAAAAGAGUAGAGAGAUGAGAAAAUUCUCAAACCACUGAGGGUUUCUCUGUUCAUAACCUGUGGUGUGCCACCCACAGUUCAUCGCUCUGGCGCAACGAGUCUAAGAGGAAGGUAAAAGAGAGGGGCCAAGAAGAAAGAGGAACCUUCUUAAAAGGACGAGUGAAGGUUUUAUUCCUAAUAAAAGACAAUAUUCCUUGCAGUGGCAAGUGUGAAAGGCCCCCUUUGACCAUUUUGUUCAUGGCUAAAUCGCCACCGGAUCUUCUUUUGGUGGAAUUUCUUUCUCUUGUUUGUUUUCUUGUGCCAGUGGCAUCCAGCAGACGACAAUGUGCUUUACUUAGGGUUUGAGAUGAGACUAAACUGUUGUAGCUCUGCCAGAGGGCGUCGACUUUGGAAAAAAAAAAAAAAAAAGACAGACAUCAUGCAUCAUGUAUGGGUGUGUGUUUGGCCCCAACAUGCCCAACCAGCGUCCUGUCUUAACUGUGAAGUAUGGCUAUAUAAUGAAUUUGGUGAUAACAUUGCUUAUACAGAAAUGAUUUUAUUGUGUGUAAUUUAAAUGUGUUUACCAAUCAGUAGUUUGAGUGGCUGCUCAGAGGCUGGUUAGGGCAGUGCAGAGCCAUGAUGGAGUAAGAGAAAGCAAUAAUUAGCUAUAUGAAUGGCAAUUACGAGAAAAAAAAGACCAUUUAAUUUAAGUAUUUUUGUAAAAAAAAAAAAAAAAAAAAAAAAAUCGUCUUUACAGUGAAGACAAAGACAGUUUCUGCCGCUCCACAUGCCCCCGGGUCGGCCUGACCCGACCUGAAACGAGGCCCUCCCUGGGCUCCGUUGUGCAUUCGAAAGAAGGGGAAUGUGAGCUCCGGCUGUCUGGCGAUCUGACCGAGAGCAGAGAGGCUCGGCCGCUUGGGAGCUCCAUUCAGUCUCCUCUGCCCGACACUGAGCCUCUUUGUGCCCCAGGCGCAGGAAGAAACUCCAGCCACAAAUAACAAUUAAGAGUCAGGGAUCUGACUUGCCACAGCAUAGCAGAAUAGCAAUGAGGAGGGCUUCGGCUUCAUCCAGUCGGGUUUGAGCAUCUCCGGCGGACUGCCAGUCGUGGUGAAUCGCUCGUUGGGCAGUGCCGGGAGGAGUCGGGGCCUGAAGCUGCGACACGGGUCAGUGUCAGGACACGGCUAACCAUCACAAUGGUCAGCCCUGGAGGCUUCGUCCCUUUUUUUUUUUUUCCCUCUCAGUGUGUCUCCAAACAAAAGCUGGAUAAAGAAAACGGAUGGUCAUGCAUACACUUGGGUGUGGAGUUUCUCUUUCACUCCGUUGUCUGAUCUUUUCAUGUUUUAUGUUUUUUUUUUGUCCACUUUCAUCCGUUCCUGAUUCAAAUGUAGAUACGCAAAGCUUUAAUCCAUCUGGGUCAGGGUUCAGUAAAAGGUUGUAUUUAGCUCUGUUUGUGUGUGUGUGCGUGUGUGUCAGUUGGUGUGUGGUGGAGUCUCUUAGGGCUUGUUUAUAUCACUGUGUUGCUCAUAUUGAGUGCAAGAAACGGCUUUGAUCAGUUUCGCUCUCACCCCGCCCUUCUUUAUUUUAAGCCCGGUCCGCCUCACAUUUACAAAUAGCUUCUAGUGUCAGGGCUUUGUGUGGGAACAGUGUGUGCUGCUUUAACAUAUAGGUGAAAAGCGUGAGAUUAAACCAAAAAUCUCACUGAAAUGGAAAAAAAAUAUAUAUUUUUCUUUACAUGAUGGAUGUGGUUAAUAUACAAAUUCAGACAUGUUUUAUGAUUUAGACCUCCGUUUAAAAGGUUCUGGCAAAGUUAUUGAGAUUUUGUUCUCCAAGAAAACUCAAUAAUGCACAAUGUGUUGCAAAAGUGUUCAUGCCCCCACCAAGCUUUUCCACAUCAUGUUACAUUGUUAUAACGGUAUUCAAUGUACUUAUCUGGGAUUUUAUUUCAUAGACCAAUAAACUGAACGACUGAAGUGGAAGAAGAUUGAUGCACGGGUUUUAAAAUGUUUUGCAAACACAGAUCUAAAAAGCAGGAAAAAAGACUAGAAUUAGAAGCACAUUGUGCUGCAGUCAGCUGCAGUGCCAGCUUCGCACGGGACAUUUUGUGCCAGUUCUUCUUUACAAAUAAGAUCAAACUCCAUCAGAUUGAGUGGAGAGAAAAUGUGAACAUCCCUCUUUAGGUCUCGCUACAGAAACUUGUUUAGUUUUAAGGUCUGGACAUUCUAACCCAUACAUGUUUUUUUUUUUUAUCUCUAAACCAUUCCAUAGUAGCUCUAGCUGCAUGUUUAUGGUUUCUGUCCUGCUGGCAGGUGAACCUCUGUCCCGGUAUUAUCUACCCCAGCCAGCAUUCCUGUCCCUGUUGAAGAAAAACAUUCCCACAGCAUAAUGCUGCCACCACCACGUUUCACUGUGGAGAAGUCAUAGCAGGUGGAUGUUCAGUAUUAGUUUUCCACCAAGCGUAGCAUGCUCGCUGUGUCCCCUUAUUUGACUUGUGGCAAACUAAAGGUGGAUAUUAAAUUACACACAGGUGGACUCCUGUUUCUCAAUUGUUUGCACUAGAUUUUAUUUUGGGGUAUCAGAAUGGAGGGUGGUGAAGACAAAUACAUUUGCUAUAAACAUGUUACAUCCAUAUAUCCCCUUUCCUUCCACUCCACGAACUGCUUUACAGUCUAGACAGUUUGUCUAUCACAUAAAACUCAAAAGAAAUACACAAAAAGUUGCCUUAAUAACAGGACGGGAUUUCAAAAGCUAUGAAAACUUUCUUGAAGCACAGUAAAGGACUAGUUGCCCUUCUAAUAUGCCACACAUCUGAACCAAAUUAAGAUACUCCACAAUAAAUUGGGAAACUUAGUGUUUCCAGUAACUGCUGUUUGGCAAUAAGAUGGAUUGUUGAACUGAGCAUGUGAACGCCAGACCCCAAGGCCGAGUUAGAGAAUGUUGAAAAAUAACUGCAUGACGUAACUUGUGAAGUCAGGGUGAAACCUUAAUCCAAAAAUUUUCUUAAUGCUAUGAAGGGAAGCCAGGGGACAGACGGCCAUGUGCCAGUUUGCCUCUUUGUCUUUUAGACCCAUGUGUCUGAAUUUUGUCCCAACCUCUUAUUUAACUCGUGUAAGCAAAACAUUUUUCUACCCAUGUAAUCACUAUUUGCCAUUAUAAUACCGGUCCAGGCCGGUCGACUCUUAUGAAUUAUGAGAGAUUUUGACCUCUGUUCAAAGUAAAAUAAUUAUAAGCAGAAUUGUGCUGGUAGAUAUUAUUCACUGUAGCUGCAUAACCCAUUUCUAAUAUCACGACUUGUCAAAACGGGUAUGAAACAUCCCGUGGCUGACAAAUUAUUGUAUUGUACCUUAAAAAGAUUACCAAUCAGUUGACCAAUAGUGCAAAAUUAAAAUUAAAAGUAAUUAACUUCCAGCGUGUUAUCUGAUACAUACAUAAAAUAAUAUUUCCACUAAACACACAUCUAUUGAUCUGCCGGAAUAUUCUCAGUUGGAGGUUAAUAACAUGUCUAAAAUGUUUUUAAUUAUACGCUUUGCAUGCUAAUCUUUAUUUUUGCACAAAAAGUACUGGAUUAACCUGUGGAACACAAAUCAUUUAUAAUUUCAAAUAUACUAAAAGUAUAGAGUACUUUCCUCCAGAAAGUACUCUAUUCUGGAGGAUGUUGAUAAAGCAAUUUCUUCCCUUUAGAGACCGUACCAAAAACACCUGGCAGGCAGGGCAGCAGCACCUGCCACGUCUCUUGACGCCCAGGUUGUUCAAAGCCUUUGUUUAGUCUCUGUAGAAACCGUCUGCUGCACUGGCCAACAGGUGGUGGCUCCCUCCACUACUUCUAUUACACCUUUCAGAUUUCAACUCAGAUGCAAACCAUAGCAUCAGGAUAACGGCUGUGGAGACAAUCAAAAACAAAAACAUGGCGGCCUCUUUCUCGCUGAUUUACAUCUUGCCUGUAUACUUGCGGUUCAAAGCAGACCUGCAGUUGUUUCCUGCAGGUCUGCUCUAAGCAAUUCUCCGUGCAUCUUCCCCCAUCUAUUAUUCUAAAUACAUGGAGGUUUAUCCUUAUCUGUGUCAGAAAAGCUCUGCAUCAUCGAAAAAUAAAGCACAUAUUUCAUAGUGCAAGAGGGGCCUAUUUGAAAAUGUGCACAGCCAUUCCCGAAACCCGCUGAGCAUGUGACAAAUCACAUGACGAAUAUGCAUGUGACAGCUCCUCAUAUAAAAAAAAAAAAACAGCUCUCUAAAACAGUUUCACUGACACUCUGAUGGUGCCUUAUGUUAGCCGAUCUGCUUAUCCAUUACAUUUACCAGCUUAACGUGCAGAAACUCGUGAUCAGGGCAAACAUAUCAUAGGUAAAAGGCAGGAAUAAUGUUACUAUUUUCAAACUCCACCAACAAAACUCUCCAGGCAAGAAAUUUGCACUCUUAAAAAUGUCAAACUGCAAAGUAAGUUGUGCGGCAUAGGGUAGGCUUACCUGCUUCUUGCAGUGAGAGGUUUGAAAAAUGUACCAAAAAAAAAUAUGUUUGCUGCAGGUUUGGACCUGGAAUCUUCUAGUUUUUCUGAGGUAAUUCUAACAUUCAUUUCACUACAGUGAAGCCUACUGAUUGGAAAUAUCCAUCCGUCGUCUUUAACCACUUGUCCACGCAGGGUCACGGGGCAGACUUGGGGCCUAUCUCCAGCGGCCAUUGGGCGAGAGGCGGUGUACACCCUGGACGUGUCGCCAGUCCACUAAAAGGCAACACGGACCGCACAGCACAAGCGACCACGCACGCACACACACAUAAGGGCAAUUUAGAGCGACCAAUUAACAUAACAGUCCUGUUUUUGAACUGUGGGAGGAUACCAGAGAGAACCCACGCAUGCACAGGGAGAACAUGCAAACUUCCUGCAAAUUUGGAAUUUGAACCCAGGACCUUCUUGCUGCAAGGCAACAGUACAGCUAGUGCAAAACGUGCUUUACCAUAAAGGAUGCUGAAUGAAUUAUCACCUCCACGUCUACAGGACAGCAACAAGAGUCUGCUGGGGGAGAAGUCCAAUUUUUACUUUAGGUGAAGCGUGAAGUGUGGUUCUUCCACCUGUCCUAACGCAAACCUCAAAAUGUACACUGGCAUGACUGGGUCGAAACAUUUUUUUCUUAGCCACACCAUCGAAUCUGUCAAGAAUCUACAAUUUCUUUUGAGAAAUUUAGACCAAAGGAGAGUGAAUUAAAUGACGCAAACGAAUUUCUGCUUUAGUUUAAAACAUAGCCUCGAUAAAGCCACAGCAAGCACCAGUGGUCAUAUAUUAGGCAAUGCAGUUAAAGAGAUCCAUAAAGGAGAGAGCAAGAGCAGGAGGUCAGACAGCCCGAUGUGAUGUUAAUACAUUACUCCCUCGCCACAUUAGCACAGUGUAUUCUUUACACAUUCGACCCUGAAACGGGUCAUUAGUGUCGAGGGCCGCUCCACUCCGAGAGCCCAGCCUCUCAUCCUGAUCCCGUGUCCCCAUUUCCGGCUCUUUACACGCGCGUGUUUGUAAAUGCGGCCGCUUUAUCUGGGCCCCGGCGUGCCCACCCAGCCGUGUCCUCGCUCCGCGUCUCUCCUGGUGUUUCGCUAAACAUGCUUGAUUAGGCUAAGUCCACGCCCGGCCUCUCUAAUGGCCUGACGUUCCCCCCUGAGAGGAUUGCUGCAGACGCGUCGUCCCUGAGAGGGAUUCACUCGUUCAGCCGGGCGCUUCCUGACCCUUUUACGGACCACCAGCCAUACACACAUGCACACGAGUACCCCGUUUGACAAAUUGGGGGGGGUGUAAUUGAAUUACAUCGGAAAUGGGGCCGGAGCCUGACAGAGGCCGGUUCAGAUAAAGGUAGGAGUACGUUGUGAUGUUAUCUUACCGACUGCACAAUUUGAUUACUUUAGGUCAGCAUUACAAGGCAGCUAAAGAAUUCAGGUAUAACCUCACAGAGUUAAGUCUGUUUAUUAAAGCCCUCAUCCUCCCUCAUCUCUCCAUACUUCACAUCCUUCCUCUUCCAACAGCUGCUCUCUUUUUUUAAAAAAAAACCCUUUGGCUGGAAAUACAGUUGUAAUAUAUCCUCUUUGUAAAAGCCAGGAUUUUCAUUGUGUUCUUCACUCUUAAAGGUCUGUAGGUUAACGAGUCGGAAACAGAAAUCAGAGAUACCCCCCACCACCACCACAGACACACACUAAUUCAUGUCAAAAUUUUAAAGACAAACACUCUCAUGUGGGAAAUUACCUUUCUUUGAUGUCACUGAUUUAGUUUGGAUUAUUAAUGUUUUUCUUUUUUGAAAAACACACAGUAUUCUGCGUAAGUAUUCGUGCCCUUUGGACAUUUUGCCAUGUUCUACAUCACAAAGUAGUGCAUAAUUACAAAUGGAUUGUUAAGGAUAUGUCAUUUUUUUAAAAAACACUUAGAAACAAAUGUCUGGAAAGUAAAGUGUGGAUUUGCAUUCUUUCCCCUUCAGUCAGUACUUUGUAGGAUCCCCUCUUGAAUAGCAUUCCUGCCAGGUCUAUGAAUCUAGAAAAAGUUAUUUUCUGCCCAUUAUUUGUGGCAAAUUAGCUUAAAAACGGUGAGAUUGGUUGGAGAGCAGCUGUUCUCCAAGUCUUGACACAGAUUCGCUGUUAGAUUUAAGCCUGGACUUUGAGUGGGUCGUUCUAGCACAUGGAUAUGCUUAGAUCAUAUUCCACUUCAAGUUUUUCUGCGUGUUGUGGGUUGAUCUAAUACUGAAAGGUGAACUUCAACCACAAGUUCCUGCCUUUUUAAUCCUCUUGAAAAUGUUCACUGCAUUCAGCUCCGCUUGAACUUUUUCUCCCAUCAGAGUGGCUUGAAUGUGGGCUAAAACUUUAAAUUUUGGACUUAUUUGCCCAGAGCAUCUGUGCCCCCUGCAAGACUUUCUCGUGGCUUAGUUUCAACAAUGGCUUUUGUGCCGGAUUUGGUUGAGAUCAUACUGUUUGUUCCCUAUUUUCAACAUUUUCAACCAAUUCUCUGAGGCGUUCACAGCACAGAUGCAUCUUUCACUGAGAUUAAAUAACCCUAUUUACUAGAUUGUGACUUCUGAAGACUACUGAAAUUCAUUUAGGGGUAUUAGAGUGAAGGGGACAGGGGGACUGAUUGCAAAUGGACGCCACUCCUUUCAGACGUUUUCUUUAAAUGAGCUUGUAUCAUGUCCCUUCCACUUCACCGUUAUGCACCAUUGUGUUUUUCCUAUCACAUAAAACUCCAGGUUUGUGGUUAAAAAUGUGGGAAAUUGUGGAAAUAAAACAUCCCAAUGAAUGUGAAUACUUUUGCAAAUCACAACAAAGGCGUCUUUGUUUUACUCCUGCACAAAGCCCCCAUCUACUCUCUGUGUUUGUGUUCAACAUCUCGUGUCUUUGCUCUUGUCGAACACACCACGCCUCAGUGUGGGUUGGGGUUGGUGUUUUUAUUCAGCGCGUGGCCCUGCGGCGUGGGCCCCCAGCCGACAACGGCCGUCUUGCCCCCUCUGCGUGUUUUCGCGAUGCUCUUAAAAGAGUUCAGAGACGGGGACCGAAGGGAAGAGAGACGUGCCAUCAAGCUGCUCCCAUCCAAGCCAAUGUGUGAGAGGAACGAGCACAAAAGCAAGAUUCCAGUCGACGUUUGGAUUUUUGUAAACUUGUAGAUGUAUUUAGUCGGCACUGAUCAUUCGUUUGCUUUCCUUUUUUUUUUUACUCUGGUUUGUUUCUGUGGUAGAUAUUUGGUUUAAAACUUAUAUGGGAUGUUAAUGUAUAUGAUUUCAGUUUCAAUUCGUUGGUGUGCCGAAUUUUUUUCAAUGAUGACAAUGAAGCUGACCCUGAUGACUAUCAUUAUUAUUGUUAUUAUUAUUAUUAUUAUUAUUAUUAUUAUUAUUAUUAUUAUUCUAAUGAAGCAGUACUGUGAGCACCGAAGUGUUGUGUCCUGUUUGAAAGCUGAAUUACAAGAACAAAGCAAGUAAAAUAACUUUCAAAGACUAAUGAGGAGUCUCCUGCUACUGUGAAGGAUCCCUGUCAUCCUGUAGCCCCCACCAGGGGCUAAGCCCCCCCUCCCAGUCAGCCAACAGAAGUGUGGGGGGGGGGGGGGGGGGGGCUCGAGGCCAGUGGGGGGGCUUGGGUAUGGCUGUCAUCAGAUGGCAACACAUGUCCCUGCUAUGUGUACAUAACCUAAAUGCUUACAUGUAAUUUCAGUGCAGUAGCUGCAUGACAACACAGCCUCCGUGUGUGCGUGUACUGAAGUAGCGAUGUGUGAAUUUGUACCGUACAUGCGGCUGUGUGCGCUUGUGUCCGCAAACGAAAUGUGUCUCCUGUCACACCAAACAACCACACCAACACAUGCAUGCACCCUCCGACAGCUGCACAGCACACACGCAGACACACGCAGACUGGUCCAACUCCCGCGGUUGUCCACCAUCCUCCACAAUGUCCCGAGCUCGGCCUGUCCCUCCGCAUGGAGACUUUGCUCUAUGUUAUUUUUCGUAUUCUAAUAAACCACUCAGACGUUCUUGUCUGAGCUGUGAUCAUC
Fundulus heteroclitus (mummichog) is the source of this 11703-nucleotide messenger RNA. RefSeq names its product sema domain, transmembrane domain (TM), and cytoplasmic domain, (semaphorin) 6Bb (gene sema6bb). The record is from RefSeq and is a predicted model, not a curated record. NCBI's taxonomy places the organism in Eukaryota, Metazoa, Chordata, Actinopteri, Cyprinodontiformes, Fundulidae. Gene Ontology annotation, biological process: semaphorin-plexin signaling pathway; axon guidance; negative regulation of axon extension involved in axon guidance. Gene Ontology annotation, molecular function: chemorepellent activity; semaphorin receptor binding.